AUGGUAUACAGAGGAAAGCCUAGUGCAGGGUGUGUCUCAUGUCGGGGUCGGCGUCUAAAGUGCGAUCGGCGUCUGCCAUCAUGCUCGCAAUGCCUUCGAAUAAAACGGGAAUGCUCCGGUUACCGAGACCUCACAGUCCUGCGAAUUCUUGACCAGAGCGAGGAGGUCGUUGUGAAGGCCCGACCCCGGCAUCCUGUCGCCUCGAGACCCCCGACGCCGUCUCUCGCAGACCGGGAAAUACCAGUGAGCUUAGUACCUAUGCCGAGUUCAAUAGACGAACGGGCGACGUCGUAUACCUUUACAUAUUACGUUGGAACCGGCCGAAGCCAGGGUCUGCUUCCGUAUUUACCAGGGCUGCUGGGAAAAGACCCCUCCCCAGCCCUUCAAGCCUCGAUUAAGGCUGUAGGGCUGGCAAGCAUGUCCAGGGUCCGCGUGUCGCAGGAUUUGAUGUGCUCAGCCCGACAUGAAUACAGCGCAGCCUUGCUCACUAUUAACAGCGCACUGCAGGACCCAACUCUAGCCAAGUCAGACUCCACCCUGGCGGCCGUGGUAUUGCUUAGCAUGUAUGAGGUUAUAACAUGCCGCAGCUCAAAUAUGAUGGGUCGCUGGUUGAACCAUGUCAAAGGGGCAAUGUCACUUCUUGAGCUACGGGGCAUGAAACAAUUAGAAACCCCAGCCGGACUAGAGCUAUUCACAUUGAUUCGCAUGCAGAUCGCCAUCAGCAACAUAUUCUACAGAAACAAAAGCUCACCCGAGAUAGCCAAAUUGUCGAAAGCGGCGAAGUCCUACCGCGACAGCAAAUCUCAGGGAAUUGAAGAUUUUAUUGACAUAUUGGUGCGGGUGGGCGACCUCUCCGUUGAGAUCGAGGACACUUGCACCAAGAGAAAUUCUAUCGGUGAUCUGGCAUUCUUCAUCCGAAAGGCGCUCCAUUUAGACACCGAUCUUGUCUCGUGGGCCCUCUCCACAGACCCUACUUGGCGCUAUGAGAUUAUCGAGGCACCAGAUCACACAUACCAUUCCACUUACAGUGACAGGAAAUUCCCCGAGAGCCAGCAGACGAUGUUACAGUCCAUCGUGAUCAACAAUAUUAUGGCGGAAGAUAUCUGCGCUAGUGUGCCAUACCAUUUCACUUCGGGUGAGGUGGGAUUCGGGGGUGUAUUCCGGCUGCUUUGGCCAUUAUUCAUCGCGGCAGACUAUGCUGGGUCAACGCUUAGAAUGAAAGACUGGAUCUUCCAAACUCUUCGUACAAUUGGAAACACCAUGGGCAUCCAACAGGCGCUCGUGAUGUCUCGGUUUGUGAAAGAAGGGCAUUUCUUGGAUUUAAUUCCGGGGGAGCCGACAAGAAAGACACAUCAAUCCGAACCAUGA
Molecule: messenger RNA, 1368 nt
Organism: Penicillium lagena
Lineage: Eukaryota; Fungi; Ascomycota; Eurotiomycetes; Eurotiales; Aspergillaceae
Product: Zn(II)2Cys6 transcription factor
Exons: 5
Coding region: 1-1368 (455 amino acids)
Biological process (GO): regulation of DNA-templated transcription
Molecular function (GO): DNA-binding transcription factor activity, RNA polymerase II-specific; zinc ion binding
Source: RefSeq, a predicted model, not a curated record